UCAAAAUCCCGCUCACUCCCAACAAAAAAAAAUUUUGGUUACUCGCUCAUUACUCCCUCCUCUUCUCAUCUCCAUCGCGUGCCCUAAAUACCCCAAAUAAAAUUUUGUACUUAAUUCUUUUUCCCUUUUAAUCUCAAAAUUCCAUGAGUUCCUUUGCCCCAACAUCUCGGAAUGGAAGAAAAUUACAGGAGGUUGAAGGAGAUAAACAAGAAGUUGAGAAGGGAGAUUUAAUGGAAAUUAUAUCCCUUUCCCAACUAUGAAUUUGUUAUUAUUUUGUUUCAUUUUAUUGGUUGAUUAGAAUGGGGGAGAUAAAGGACAACGACACCUACGAGGAAGAGCUUCUCGACUACGAAGAAGAAGAUGAAAAAGCCCCUAACUCUGCCUCCAUUAAGGCUGCUGAUUCUGCUAAGAAGGGGUAUGUUGGAAUUCAUAGUUCGGGAUUCAGAGGCUUUCUGCUGAAACCGGAGCUGCUUCGAUCUAUUGUGGAUUCUGGUUUUGAACAUCCUUCCGAAGGUAAUCAUGAUUCAGGUAAUCACUAUAAUGGACAAUUUUGAUGACUCUGAUAACGAAUUGCAGUCACAGUUAUAAGAGUUCUCAUGCAUAGUCCCAAAAGCAAAGCAAAUGUUGAUACUAUUAUUGAAAAGUGUGCUGGUGCAGGGCAUUUACGAGAUGAUAUCCUCCAUUAUAGUAAGGAACCAGCUGAAUACUUGCUUAGUGACCUGCCAAGCUCUUAUGGCGAAGGUGCAAGCAGCAGCUCAAUGGGGUUUGACAAGGAACUGAACAAGGAAGUUGCUAUUAAAGUUAUUGAUUUAGAAGAAUCGCCCAUGCAUGAAGUUACGUUUUCAAUGAAGACAAACCAAAACUUCUUAGUCGGUAUAUGA
This is a messenger RNA of Gossypium raimondii (Peruvian cotton), 881 nucleotides long. RefSeq lists its product as uncharacterized. NCBI's taxonomy places the organism in Eukaryota, Viridiplantae, Streptophyta, Magnoliopsida, Malvales, Malvaceae. The coding region runs from base 597 to 881 and encodes 94 amino acids. The record is from RefSeq and is a predicted model, not a curated record. The transcript has 7 exons.